Macrosiphum euphorbiae (potato aphid) is the source of this 975-nucleotide messenger RNA. Lineage: Eukaryota; Metazoa; Arthropoda; Insecta; Hemiptera; Aphididae. The record is from the annotation of a GenBank genome assembly.
AUGGUUUGUAAAUGUGUGGUUCCAAAUUGUGGUGUAGUUUAUGCAAAGGCAUCAAACGUUAAAUUGUAUCGAUUUCCACGCAAUAAAGUUUUGAAAAGCAAAUGGAUGAAAAUUUGUUCAAUUACAAAACAUCUUGUACAUUACAAAGUGUGCGGUCGUCACUUUUUACCUGAAGAUAUUAAAGAAAAUGGUCACCUAAAGCCCUCUGUUGUUCCUAGUAUACAACUAGGUACAAAUAUCCGUCCAAAUUCUGAAAGUACAAGCCAAGAAUUUUUUCAGAUGGGGGGCUCCCAUGAUGGGAUGAUGGUGAUGGUGGAUGGUGAACCUUCUUCUGAAGUUGAGAACAUUGUCUCACCUAUGCCGUUGCCAUUAAUGCCAGUAGAGCAGGUUCCACCCAAUGAAGAAAACAUAGAUAAUAAUGCAGUGGAUAUCUCUUCUGAAGAUGAGAACAUUGCCUUACCUAUGCCGUUGCCAUUAAUGCCAGUAGAGCAGGUUCCACCCAAUGAAGAAAACAUAGAUAAUAAUGCAGUGGAUAUCUCUUCUGAAGAUGAGAACAUUGCCUUACCUAUGCCGUUGCCAUUAAUGCCAGUAGAGCAGGUUCCACCCAAUGAUGAAAACAUAGAGCUUCCCAACAGAGCUAUAGAUGAAAACCGUGAGCCAGAAGAACAUGACUGGGAUGAACGUGACUUUUUUGUUCCGGAAGAGGUGGCUGUAGCAAGGUGGUGGGCAGUGAUGUUAGCUAGGAAUCAACCUGAGGCUGAGGAUAUUCCAUAUGUCCAAGUUGAUCGUAACAAUCCGGAAGUUGGUUUGUAUGAUGAUUCAGUUUGUGUAGUGUGUAGAGAUAAUACACGAACACAUGCACUUGUGCCUUGUGGUCACAAAGUGCUUUGUGAAGAAUGUGUCAACCAGCUACUCUAUAAGCGUUGUCCUCUUUGUAAUACAGUAUUCCGUUUUUCUAUUCGCAUUUGGGAAUAG